CAAUCAGAUCGCUGCGUGUUGUUUUGGACGCAUGCAGACUGUAGUGUAGUGCGGUGUGGUGUGUCUGUUUCAGUCUGAAUAGCUUUUCGUUCUACUUUUCGUGAAUGUUUGCACACAUUCUGUUUCAAAAUAUUUUCCUGCUUUAACUGAGGUUGUUCAGCGUAUGGUGAAAAGGAUACAACUGUGAAGGAUCAGAACAACAAGAUGCCGUUUUCAAGAGGAAAGAACCCCAAUACCAGUAAAAUCCCCAAACUUCACCCCAAAGGACUGGAGAACCAGGAUGGCCCUCAGACCAAGCGCUCAUCUUCUUCUCCCCAAGGGGCCCCUAAGAAAAGAACUGCUUUUGUGGACAUCACAAAUGCACACAAGAUUGAGCUAAGCAACCCCAUCAAGAAGAAAGAUCCUGUCAAGAAGCUGCAGAAGAAGGUCUCAGUACUCUCUAAGAAUGAUGUAAACUUAAAAUCUGUGGUCAAUUCAGAGGAAAAGUUAGAGGAACUGAAGAAUGUGGAGUCAAUUAUUGAGAAACUGGAAGAGUCCUCUUCCAAAGCUCCAAUUCCUCCACACCUACUGCCUCCUGAGAUCCCUCCUGAGUAUGACAUUGAUUCAGAGCACCUCAGUGACUCUGUGCAUGCAGUGGAGUACGCCAAAGAUAUUUUUGACUACCUCAAGAGCAGAGAGGAAAAGUUUGUCUUACAUGACUACAUGGCUGAUGAGCAAAAUCUGAACAGCAAUAUGAGAGCGAUUCUGGUGGACUGGCUGGUUGAGGUCCAGGAGAAUUUUGAGCUGAAUCAUGAGACUCUGUACCUGGCUGUGAAAAUGACGGAUCAUUAUCUGGCUGUGAGCCAGGCCAGACGGGAGUCUUUACAGCUCAUUGGUUCCACUGCCAUGCUCAUUGCUUCUAAAUUUGAGGAGCGAGCUCCACCUUGCGUGGAUGACUUCCUAUAUAUUUGUGAUGAUGCCUACAAGCGUUCUCAGCUCAUCGCCAUGGAAAUCAGCAUCCUGCAGGCGCUGAACUUUGACAUCAAUAUUCCGGUUCCAUACCGCUUCCUCCGUCGCUACGCCAAGUGUGUGAAUGCAGGUAUGGACACACUGACUCUGGCGCGCUUUAUUUGUGAGCUGAGUUUGCUGGAGAUGGAUUUUGUGCCCGUGAGAGCGUCUUUGCUCGCCUCUGCCUGUCUGCUCAUCGCUCUGGUUACUAAGGAUCUGGGAGGAUGGACACAGUGUUUGCAGUUCCACUCUGGAUACAGUGUGGAGGAUCUGGCACCUGUGGUCAGAAAACUUCAUGAUAUGCUCAUCGGCCCGCCGGACAGUAAACUCGCUGUCAUCAGGAGCAAGUAUGCACACAAAGUUUUCUUUGAAGUUGCGUUGAUCCCCACAGUGAGUCUGGAAACGUUGGAGGGGUUUUUGAAAUAACCUGAAAGAAUAUAUGUAAAGUUUCGAACAUUGUAAAUAAUUAUAUUUAAUGUUAUAUUUUAAUCUUUUGAAAUAAAGUGUUUAUGUGUGUAAACUGACAUGAUGUAUAUGCAUGUUUUCCAUUGUAUGUUCAGCUGUUUAGUUGUUUUUACAAACCAUGUUAUUCUUGACCAAAACACUCACCAGUGACCCUGUCAGUGUUUCAAAAACGGAUAAAAGUACAAACCAUGAAUACAUUAUUAGGUCAUUAGAUUUGUGUUGUUAUUGAAUGGUGUAACUAAAAUGGCAUUUUAAUGCUUAAUCUUGUACAUAAAUAUUUGUUUUUGUCUUUUUCGUACGGCUUUGUAUAGUUUGCCAUGUCUGUAUGUUUUCUUAAUCAAUUUAAGUGUAUUUUUAAACACUUGUUGGUUAAAAAAGUAUUUUGCAUAUUUGCCCGAUUCUUGCAUUUACUUACUAUUUGAAAUAAAUGCCUUUUAAAAUUUAACAAACAUACCAACAAUGCUGCAUCAGUUUAACCAGUAGGAGGCAGCGUGAUCCCAGAUCCUCCAUCACCACAUUGGUAUGUGUCUGCAUUCAAAUACAUGCACUGCAUGUCUUUUCAACCACACUCAAUCAUUGCACCUAUAGAAAAUAA
Sinocyclocheilus grahami is the source of this 2047-nucleotide messenger RNA. It is a transcript of the gene ccnb3, whose product is annotated as cyclin B3. NCBI's taxonomy places the organism in Eukaryota, Metazoa, Chordata, Actinopteri, Cypriniformes, Cyprinidae. Gene Ontology annotation, biological process: mitotic cell cycle phase transition. The coding region runs from base 205 to 1413 and encodes 402 amino acids. Gene Ontology annotation, molecular function: cyclin-dependent protein serine/threonine kinase regulator activity. The transcript has 12 exons. The record is from RefSeq and is a predicted model, not a curated record.